ACCUCAAACACCACGUGCGAAGGGUCACACUGGGAGCUCAGGAAACAUUCCGGCUCAUCCAUCUGGCCAUUGAGGAGCUGAAAGGUCCCGCAGGGCUGGACGAGAGCGGAGUGAGCCUUUUCAAAACACCUGAGGCCAUUGAUGAGAUGUGGGCAGGCCAGCAGCGACACCUGGAGUGCAUCCAGGAUCCACCAGACAUGAACAUGUAUAGGGUGGCGCGUACCACAACCAUUAACAAUGUGGACCUACCCUACUACAAAUGUCUGCGUGGAAGCAACAGCCUGGAAGGAUUCCACAAAGCUCUGCCGAACAUGAUUCCAGGUCCCCACUGUGCAGCACGGCCCUAUCAGGUUUACCUGAUCAGUGGCAUUGCACGGUGGAACUCUGACAGGAGCGGGGAUGCCGUGUUUGGUGGCAAAGGACGGCACCACAGGACCUAUUCGGCGCCGCUGAUUGAUCGCCUCAACGCUCGCUGUCAGCAGCUGUUCGGAGAGACUGUGGAGGAGAAUUUCCGGGCCCCUGCUGAUGUCUCUUCCAACGAGCUGCUCGGGUUGGAGUACCUGUUCAGCCAGAGCACGGGGGAAUCUGGGCCCUUCUCUCUUCAGGACAUUGUCAACGAUGGACCUGGUCCAGAAGAGGAGGUGCUCCGACCUGGGCAGCCUGAUCCAGAUGACGCAGACGAGGCGUACCAGAGCGAUGUGGAGGCACACGACCGUGCGCUGGAUGCCGUCCUGCCCCACAUCACACUCACCAGCGACGAAACCGCCACUGUUCACCCUCCGGCCUUUGUGAGUAGCCGUGUGUCUGCUAGAAUGAAAUACAAUGCACCAGUUACUGAAAAAGACAACAUAUUUGAACUUACCACAUUCAUAUGGCUUUUUCUUUUACAGGAGGAUGCCUGCAGUCCAAACCCUCUUCCUGGCUUUCCUAAGUUGGAAAUGUUCUGCUCUGUGCUGGUGGAGAUUGGCCUGGCAGAAGAAAAGCUGUCACUCACCACCGUUUGCACCUUUCAGGAGAUGUGGACUCUCUACAGCAAGUACCCCGUAUUUGGACCCGACUUUCGCUCAUUACUUUAUUCGUAUAUCAUUCAUUGUCUUGGGAUUUGGUGGAAGUUAUCUGAGACCCUUGGAGACCUUAACCAACGUUUUUGUUUUGUGCGAAUUGGUCUAGUUUUUCUCUUGAUCGAGCCAUUUCGGAGACCCACUGUUACGAUCUUGCUGAGUUUACUGUCACUGUCAGUUUUGUAUGUCAAUGAAGAUGGCGAGCCCAGUAAUCCGCGUAAUCAACCCAGAUGCCCCUCCAUAUCGUCAGCAGGCCGUAUUGGUGGCGACAAAAGAGGCCCGUUACUAUCGGGAGAAAAGGAUGCUCUUUCCCAAACCUCCACAGGAGCUGCGGAACCAGGCUACAGCCUUGGCUCAUGCAGAGAAGCUCCUUCGAGCGGAGGGUAUCCACACUCCUUCGCGUCAGCUGUGCCUGGGAAAGCUGGUGAAGCUCCUUCGAGCGGAGGGUAUCCACACUCCUUCGCGUCAGCUGUGCCUGGGAAAGCUGGUGAUACCAUUUGGCCAGUAUGAAAACGCAUCUUUUCACUGGCUUGUGGAAAACGAUGUGGGCUACUUGAAGUAUAUACUUGACAAGCACAGAUCAGAGGAGACCACUCAACAUAGGGAGGGAGAGAGAGUGAACCAGGGAGUGAAAGACUACCUCAAUGAAUAUGCAGAGAGUUUCCCACAAGUCUGCAUUCUCCUGGAGGCCAACAUCGACAGGUGUAUUUACGGUCAGAGAGGGUUUGAGGAAAGCACCUUUCAGGAGAUGUGGACUCUCUACAGCAAGUACCCCACCCAAAAGGACAGGCCAGAGCUAUUCAGUGAGGAGGAGAAGGAGAUAAUAAAGAAAGCAUACAGUUCUGUGAGGAGGUGGCUGCACACACCAGUGACCCACAUCACAAGUGUGCAGAUGAAGCGGUUCAGGAAAUAUAUUGUUGACAAGGAGCAACAACCGCAGGCAAGCACCUCCAAGUGUGAUCCUUCAUCAUGGCCAGGGGACGACAGUGAACUGUUAGCUGCAAGCCAGGCUGUUGAAGACACAAUCAAACAGUUCGAGCCCCCUGUCCGGCCCAAGCAGCCCGAGCCCCCUGUCCGGCCCAAGAAGCCCGAGCCCCCUGUCCGGCCCAAGCAGCCCGAGCCCGCUGUCCGGCCCAAGAAGCCCGAGCCCGCUGUCCGGCCCAAGCAGCCCGAGCCCGCUGUCCGGCCCAAGAAGCCCGAGCCCGCUGUCCGGCCCAAGCAGCCCGAGCCGCCUGUCCGGCCCAAGAAGCUUGAACCCGCUGUCCGGCCCAAGAAGCCCGAGCCCGCUGUCCGGCCCAAACAGCCCGAGCCCCCUGUCCGGCCCAAACAGCCCGAGCCCCCUGGCCAACUCACAGAGUCCCCGUCCACAGCACAGGAUCAUGAGGGUCAGCCUUUUCCCACGGAAUCACCUCUGAGUGACUCCCCUGUGGAGCUAGAGGGUUGGGUGCGUCUGUGGGAAAACCCCAAUGGCAUCCCAUCUGCAGACAUUUCCUGGCUCAAAGACCACAAUGAAAGAGGGCUGUUCACACCCGUUCAAAUCUAUAAGGACAAAAGUGGUCUGUUCAGGAGGCGACGGGUGAUGAAAUCGGACCGCAUGUGGUUUUACCCAGAAGAACCUCCCGGCUACGUCAGGGGUGCCCCGCCAACUCCACAACAGUUUUUUUCGGAGUCGUGUUUUUGUGUGGCGUCCUGUUGGAGUGUGGAGGUACUCCCUGAAGUGUCCUCGAGGGGAUCAGUGUCUGGGUAGAGGACGGAACGUGCACCUCUACAAGUCUGGCUAUCACCACCGGGUACGUCACAUCUGUGACGUGUCCACCUGGUACACCAUGCUCACUGAGGUCCUGUGCUGUGGACCAUGUACAAAAGCGGCCAGAAGCGGAGAAGGUGGCACAAUGGGUCGGUGGCUUGCGUGGGAUGCCGCUAUUUUGUCCCAGCUUAGCGAGGCUCACCAAGCUAUGUUCCCUGCCAUCCUCACCAGCAAGCGUGGCGUGGAUAGGACUGUUGUGCGCCUUCUGAGGGACCGGACGGAAGGGAACACCAUGGUCAAGGUGUGGCGGCAGAUACAGGAGAACCACGUUGAAGAGUACCUUCAGCGUAAGGACCUGUACACCACACUCCUCAUGACUGUCGUGAAACCUGGAGGGAUCGUUUCUGCACUAAGGCACACUUUCCAGGCUCCACCUCCUCCAAGAGAGCUCCCCUCCCGCGCGGCUCCUGCGCCACGCCUUCCUGCUGGCGGAGGCCAACAACGUGCAGGAUUACCGGAGCCAGAUCCUCUCCACUUUUGGCACUGUGCUGAAAAUGGAUUCCACCAAGAAAGUGGUGAAGAAGCUGUCUGGGGAGGGUGGAGGCUCAGCUGAGUGGUUCACCAGCAUCGGAAACGAGCACUCCCAGAUAGUUUCAUUUGUGCUGACCUGUGAGGAGUCCACAGAGAAGCUGAAACCGAUGUGCCUUGGGGUCAUGGAGAGGUUCCGGCUGGCCAAUCAACCAGUCCCAAAAAUUAUAUACGUGGACCGUGGGUGUUGCCGUGCGGGGAUGCGCCGUAGAGUAGUGCAAUUGCCCCUGAUCGUGAUUGGCUGGAAGUUUGGAGCGUGGGCUAAGUAAUUAUAUGGUGUUUGUCAGUGUCAGACACACGGCUACUCACAAAGGCCGGAGGGUGAACAGUGGCGGUUUCGUCGCUGGUG
This is a messenger RNA of Coregonus clupeaformis (lake whitefish), 3745 nucleotides long. Its product is annotated as IgA FC receptor-like. The transcript is spliced from 11 exons. The record is from RefSeq and is a predicted model, not a curated record. Bases 1246 to 2808 code for a protein of 520 amino acids. NCBI's taxonomy places the organism in Eukaryota, Metazoa, Chordata, Actinopteri, Salmoniformes, Salmonidae.